This is a messenger RNA of Microplitis demolitor, 967 nucleotides long. RefSeq lists its product as uncharacterized. The coding region runs from base 163 to 873 and encodes 236 amino acids. Gene Ontology annotation, molecular function: N-acetyltransferase activity. Lineage: Eukaryota; Metazoa; Arthropoda; Insecta; Hymenoptera; Braconidae. The transcript has 3 exons. The record is from RefSeq and is a predicted model, not a curated record.
ACGAGAUCUACUGUACUGCAAUCAGACGAUUCGCGUCUGUUAUACUAGAAACUUAUGCAAUAUCUAUAUCUUAUACGUGCAUCCUAAAAUUUAUUUAACGUAUAGUUUACAGACUUUUCAAAAACUUACUUUUCAAAUUUUUAAAAAAGUUUAUAUACAAAAAUGUUAAAUUUUUCACAAUUUGGCUGUGGUAAAAUUGCAUACAAACUUUUAACUGAAGACAACGUUGAAUCAGCAUUAGAAAUUCAACAGAAAUCAAUGUGUGAUGAAAAUGUGGCAAUUGGAGUUGGACUUUUUGAAGAAGAAGGUGCACCGGAAUCAAUGAAAUUUGUAUUUAGAGAAGUUAUUAAAGAUAAUUGUACUGUUGUUGCCGUUGAUACUGAAACGGAUGAAGUUGUUGCGGUGUCAUUUAACAAAUUACAUGUACAAUCAAAGGACAAUGAAAUUGAUUUUCUUGAAAAAGUAAUACAAAAUCACGUGAAAAAACAUUCAGCUCUCGCUUUGAUACAAUUCCUAGAUGACGCUGAGUCAAAAAUCAACAUAUUCGAAAAGUAUGACGUUUCAGCGGCAAUGGAAAUUUUUUAUAUUGGAACAGAUCCAAAUUAUCGUGGCCGUCGAAUAGGUCAAGAAAUUUUGGGAGCAUCUCUAGCACUAGCGAAUGACUUAAAAAAUCCAAAAAAUGAAAGUAAAGUUAAACCAGAAGCUGUUUUUGGAGUAUUUACCUCAAAUUAUAGCCAAAGACUUGCAGAGUGCUAUAAUUUUGAUUGGUUAUGGACAGCUUCAUAUUCUGAUUACGAGUAUUUUGGUAAAAAAAUGUCUGCUAGAAUAAAUAAUGAACAUAAAACUGCAAAAUUUGGAGCCCGAAGGUUAUAAGGAAAAAUAUUUCUUUAAAACCAUUAACUCAUCAGAUUUUUUUUCAUCACGAAUAAUCAAAAAUUUGAUUACAAUGUAGUUGUAAGAAAACUAA